AGAGCACUUCAUUUAGAAUUUUAGAUAGCCAAGAAUGAAGUCAGUUAGGGCCGCAAUAGGGCGGCUAAUAGGGCGAUAUGAACGUCUCAGCUCUGACGACUCUGACGUCUCGGACCAGGAGACGCCUGAGCCUGAGACGGAAGACGUGUGGCAUGUGAACACCGCUGGCGACGUGGCAGAAGUCGCGCGGAAGCUGCUACACCAGCGGCCUCGAGCUAUCUACGCCAGACUGCCAGUGUCGGAGCUGCGCGCUGCUGGCGCCAGCUGGUCUGACCUGGCUCGGCUGCACGUGGGGCAACUGCAGCUGGUGACCCGUGUAGCCGGGCCUCCAAGCCGCGAGCCCUGCGACGACAUGCUGCAGUGCCUUCAUGGCUCCGGUCGUGGACAUUUGGCCGCUGGAUCCCGCCUGGGCUUUGCUUCUACCGAGCCCGCCACCGCCGUUUCAGGAGGGGCACGACGCUGA
This is a messenger RNA of Hyalella azteca, 463 nucleotides long. RefSeq lists its product as uncharacterized. The record is from RefSeq and is a predicted model, not a curated record. The transcript is spliced from 3 exons. NCBI's taxonomy places the organism in Eukaryota, Metazoa, Arthropoda, Malacostraca, Amphipoda, Hyalellidae. Bases 35 to 463 code for a protein of 142 amino acids.